AUGAAUUGUCAGAAAUGUCGCCAGCCUCUUAGGCUGGACGGUUCUCUGGAGGACCUCAAUCCAGCUGCCUACGAUGUCCUCGUUUCAUCUACAUCGCCACAAACACUCAAGAAAUCAUCCGUGCCGAACCCGCCGAUUGCGCAGCCGCAAGAGCAGGCGCGCAAGUCGUUAUAUGACAGAGUGUCGCGAAAUACGGGCCCACCAACGUUCAAGCGCAACCAUGGAGGCCAUCCUAGAGACUCAUCCAUGUCGUUUGUCCUAUUGUCGGAAUCACAGAUGACACAACCAACUCAGUCGCCAGACCUUCCCACAACCCCAACAAUACUGCGUCGCGCCAGCUCUAGUCGAAGUAAUGCAGAUAAUCCCGACGCACCUGUGGGAAACGAAAUGGACAGGAUCAACCGCCUGUUCGAGAUCCUCUCAGCGCGAUCCGAUAUCGACCACCCUAUUUGCGUCGAGUGUACAGAAAUGCUCGUUGAGGGCUUACAGAAGAAGCUAGAGGUUGCUUCACGUGAAAGGGACGCCUAUGUCAAACACCUCAAAGAAGUCAAGGCGAGUAAACCAAGUGAGGAGGAUAUAAAGGCUCAGGAGGAGACUUUACGAAAGGCUGAACAAGACAGAGCAGCCGCCAUGGAAGAGUUGAAGAAAUUAGAGUCAGACAAGACUUCGUUGGACGAGGAGCUCGUAGCCCUCGAGGAGGAGUCACGACAAUUGGAUAAGGAGGAAGAGAAGUUCUGGAGAGAACGAAAUGAGUUUGCAACCAAGAUGGCUAGGUUCCAGGCCGAAAGAGACAGCAUCAACGCCAAGUAUAGCAAUGACUCGCAGCUUUUGGAGAAGCUGCAGCGGUCUAAUGUGUACAACGAUACAUUCUGCAUCAGCCAUGAUGGCAGCUUUGCAACAAUCAACGGCCUCCGGCUUGGUCGGCUUUCUAACAAACCAGUGGAUUGGCCAGAAAUCAAUGCAGCUUGGGGACAUGCAUUGCUGCUGUUGGUGACCGUUGCGGACAAGCUGGCAUACAGAUUUGAUGGAUACGACCCACAACCUAUGGGCAGUACAUCCAGGAUCAUCCGAUAUGAAGUGCCGAGUCCUUCAUCGAGUCGAUUAGGCAGCCGUGCUGUCAGUGCGCCCCCUAAGAAGCAUGUCCUUGAGUUGUACAGCUCCGGAGAUAUGCCUCUGGGACUGACAUUCAUGCAUCGACGUUUUGACAACGCUAUGGUUGGUUUCUUGGAACUUGUGCGACAGCUGGGCGCGUUCGUGCAUAGGCAAACAGACGCUACUGGUUCGCCGCUCAGCCUGCCAUAUAAAAUCGACGGCGACAAGAUUGGAGAUGUGAGCAUCAAACUCGGCAUCGCGCAAGAUGAUGGCUGGACAAAGGCGUGCAAGCUGACGUUGACAUGCUGUAAGUUUCUGCUCGCUCACGCCAGUAACGUAACGUCGAGCGCAAGGAACGGGGCCAGUUGA
Messenger RNA from Fusarium sp. VM40, 1461 nucleotides. The record is from the annotation of a GenBank genome assembly. NCBI's taxonomy places the organism in Eukaryota, Fungi, Ascomycota, Sordariomycetes, Hypocreales, Nectriaceae.